UGACGUUUCUCGCCGCGACGCUACACUUUAGCAGACGAGCUCACCACAAUUAGGGCAUUUUUCCGGAGGAAAGCAGCUUUAUUUGGCUGUAAAAUGCUCAAAAGGAAAUCAAGCAGCGCCGAAAAGAAGCGGAAACACUCGCAGUCUGAAGAGCGACACGACGGCAGCAAACGUAGGAGCGCCGAGUCCGGCUUGGAGGAGUCCAAGGAUGAGCUGGCCGACCCGGAGCUGGACAGGAUCGGCAGCGACAUCGAGGAGGGAGGCCUGGACCUCAGCCAGCCCUUCCAGCCCAUCACGGCGUACGUCGGAGACAAGUGGGAGAUGCUGGAGCAGUGCCUCCAUGUGCUGGGCGAGAAGAAGCUGAGGAAGAUGCUGCCUGACGAGCUCAAGGACUGUAGUUUAGAGGAAAUCAAAACUCUCUGUUGGGAGCAGCUGGAGCCGAUCUCGGAGAAAAACCUGAUUCAGAUCUUAGCAGGGGAAGAGCUGACAGCUGGAAACGGCAACGAAAACUCUGAGGAGACGUCGGAGAGCCAGCAAGACAGUAAUGUAGACUCUACAUCAUGCCUCAAGGAAACGGCAAAAACAGAGGACCCCAAGCACGAAGGUGGAGGCUCAGGGGAGGAGAGCGACGUCCUGAGCAUCAACGCAGACACUUACGACAGCGACAUAGAAGGACCCAAAGAGGAGCAUCCUGUCAAAGCCGCCGAUGUGAAAGUGGGAGACUCUGGAGGGCGAAGCUCCGACGCCAACCCGGAGCCGAAGAAGGACCUCCAGAGCGACAUCGACAGGAGCGUCAGCGAGAUCCUGGCCUUCUCUUCUGGCAAACAUGCGGCCGAAGAGCAGCCGGUGCAGCCCGCCGACGUCGCUUCACCUGCUCAGGCCGCUCAGGCCGCUCCCGCCACCGCCGCCUGUCAGCCGUCGAUUCAGCAACUGGAGCUGCUGGAGCUGGAGAUGAGGGCGAGGGCCAUCAAGGCUCUGAUGAAGGCGAGCGACGGGAAGAAAGCGGCAAAAAACACAUGAAAAACUGUUGACUGUGAGCUGACUCAACGGCUGGCUCAGUGUGAUUUUACUCCACAUUGGAGUUGUUUUAAUGUGAAAUUAAACCAGAUUGUCCUGCAUGCGUUUCCCUCUGCGCCCACUAGAUGGCAGUGUUACUCUGCGUCCAAUCAGUGCAGCAGUGAACCCACGUCAUGGUCAGGAUGCUCUCUGGCUGCAUCAGAAGUCAGCUUCUCUUCAUCAUGGUGUCACUUCCUCGAGUCAACGUUGGAGGAAGUGAGGACGUGUUUUAUUGAGAUCUGAGAACCGAUUCCGUCGCUGCUUCCCUCCACUGAGCUCCUGUUUGACUCGUCACAUCCACGUCUGACCGACAGUCGGUCACAGAUUAGUCAGCUUAUCCACCGGUCGAGGUUGAACUCUGCUCUCUGCCGCGUCCUUCUCAUGUCAUAUUGUUGUCGCUGUAAUUUAUUCUCGAGCUGCUUUGUUCCAGCGUAAACUGAGCGCUUGCAAUUACAUGCAGAUGCAGGAAAGAGAAAAAAAAAAAGCAGCUCAACUUACCCCAAAGGAGACAAUGAAAUGCGUGAUAAGGAGCCGGUUGCCUCCUGGGUAUUUGCAUUUAAAAGGGUUAUUUGGUGGAGGAGGUGAGGGCGCAUUCAUGUGCAGGUAUCGCUGAUGAUGUGAAGAGGAAAAUGUCCACUUUGGUUAAAAAAAGAAAAGAAGAAAAGGGGGGAUACAAAGAUGGCAAAGUGCUCGUGUUGUCAGUGAUUGGCGAGUAUUUAUCGCUGUCACUUGGCUGCUAUUAGAACGCCAAUUAUGAGUCGGUGCGUGCGAACAAAUGGCUUUUUAAGCAGAGCUGAGCGGGCGGGAGGACGGAUCGGCGGAGGUGAGACGAUGCUGUUUUUGUGCAACUUUUUUUUUUUUUUGUCUCCUGAAUUCAAAUGAACCCGACGAACCGCGUCGAAACGUGCGGCUACGACGAACGGCGCCAUUAUCGGAGUCAAAAACAAGGUCGCGCUAAAUGCUGUCGGUUUAAUAGCCGUCGUGUUUUUUUGUCUCGUAAGUGUUUCGACCGAGCCGCUGGUUAGCGAUGCUCAUUAGGGAGUUAAAAACGCCAUCGUCCCCCAAAACUCACAUUAUGUUUGGCGCAGUUUGUCCUCUGGAGAGUCUCACCUUUGCACGAUGUCUUCCCCGUCGUGGUUUCUUUGUUCGCUAAAUACUCUACAGUAGUAGGUUGUGUGCAGCCAUUGAAACGCUUCAUGUACUUGGAAUUUCAGUUGUUUCCCAAAGUGAUUGCGCUUUUAUUGUGGAUUAUUUUAAUUUCCUUGUGUGUUCCUUGAAAAAGAAACCCACAUUUGCAGCCAUAAAGCAUGCUACACCGACAAAAAUGCAAACAUAGAGCUCCAGAAUCAUGACAAACACAAAAAACAAUCAAUGGAAACCGUUUUUGAGCAACUCCAGGAGCAGUCAUGUUGAUUCUGGUUCGUCUUUGAGCCCUCUUUGGUUUGGAUUGGUGCCGUCCUGAGAGUAGGAAUAGUCUGAUCUUCAUAGUUUUCUGCUGUGAACAGGUGACGUUUCUGCUCUACCAAUACAUGACGAGACAUAAGAAGUAAUGUUUAAAAAUACUUGAUUAAUGCAGAAAAUGCAGCAUUUAAAGUCUUAAUUAUGCGAUUUUUUUUAAAUAGAAACGUCAACAUCUGUUGGUAUCUCCACACGUUCCCAUUGGGGAAGUCCAUUUUUAUUGUGUUUUGUGGUCGUUCUAAACAUGGAUACGCAAAAUAAAAGCUGUUACGGUGUGAAAACCUUCACUUGUUCCAUUCUCACAACCCCACAGGAGGCUAACUAGCUGGUUAGCCUCCCAAGCUAACUGAGGAACCAAUGGCCUUCUAGAUAAGAUCUGUACAAUCUUGCCUCCUCGUGUUGCUUCCAGAAGAAAGAUUCAGAACGAGCAGCUGCCUCUCAGUCCAACUGGUUUAUUUAGUUUCUAGAUCUGCUUCUGCUCAACUUGAAAAUGUCUCAACCGUGAGCAAAACUCACCAAAUGUUCUGCAAGAGUGAACACAAGCGUUUUUAUGCACUGCCAGCAUCUGAAGAGCUGAACACCCAGUGGAUUACUGGUAGUUUUGAUGGGAUUGUCGCCAUAGAAAUGGCAAAAAUUCUUAGCACUCGUGCUUGGUAGCAAUCUGAAACCAGUAAACAAGGGCUUGUUGGAUCACUGUAUUGUAUUAGCUGGUGUUUCCUGCUCUCUGUGCUCACACAUACUGCAUUUUAAUACAGCUAAAUUCCCAAUAAACCUGUUUUGAUUUUCGUAUUUUUUCUGUUUAUGUUGUCAGACAAUGGAACAAAUAUGAGAUAGUGAUUGAAAUGCUGGUACACGUUAGCCGAAGGUCACUUCAGAGCCGGUUUGUCUGCAUUGUUGUCUGAUGAAUUCACCAAAUUUUGGCCAAGAAAGUCACGUAUGUUGGCUACUGUGUUGAUGAAUGUCCCGUUGCAGAGCGAGUCUUCUUCCUGUUGCAGCUGCAUUUGAAGCUACAGACAGUUUAGGACAUAAGUUAACCAUCUUUGGAGUGUUUUAAGCUAGAAAAUAAAGAUUUUGAUUAAUUUGUAUAGAAAACUGACACCAUGUGGGACCUUUAAAUGUUGCUGGUGGCUGAUUUUGAGCAAAUGUUGCCGAUUUAUUGUCAGUUUUAUGAGCAGUACUUGGUGUUUUAUUGUGGCGGUGUCUGAUUUGUCAAAUCCCUGCAAGGCAACACUUCCUCCCAAACAGGUGUUUUCACUUGUGGUCUCUAAUUAGUCCUCGUGCUUGACUGAUCUGCUGCAAGAGUGGAACCUUGAAAUGUGAGUACAAAGCAGAAAUGUGACUGUUUUAAGUCGUGCAGUUGUGGAGUCGAUGUAAGAUGUCUACUGUAUGAACUGUUUGUUGUACUGGAGGGUAAAAAAAACACACUUUUGACUUAGAGAAUCCUACAGAUCUGUAUUAAUCUGUGGCUUGAAGCUGCUGCUGCUGCUGAAUAAAUACAACAAACAGG
Stegastes partitus (bicolor damselfish) is the source of this 4021-nucleotide messenger RNA. It is a transcript of the gene caap1, whose product is annotated as caspase activity and apoptosis inhibitor 1. The record is from RefSeq and is a predicted model, not a curated record. Gene Ontology annotation, biological process: regulation of apoptotic process. NCBI's taxonomy places the organism in Eukaryota, Metazoa, Chordata, Actinopteri, Pomacentridae. The transcript has 6 exons. Bases 94 to 1020 code for a protein of 308 amino acids.